Linum tenue is the source of this 5050-nucleotide messenger RNA. The record is from the annotation of a GenBank genome assembly. Lineage: Eukaryota; Viridiplantae; Streptophyta; Magnoliopsida; Malpighiales; Linaceae.
CUUGAAAUGUCACAAUAAUGAGAGAAAAAAUCCAUGAUUUUCCCUCAUCCCUUCAUUUCCAGCUCCAAUCCAAAGAUUUCCACUUCUUCUCUUCACCCCCCCAACAUUUCCUUUCCAUCUCCCUAUUAGACAAUUUUUUAACGAACAAACUCCCAAUUUUAUAUAUGUUUGACUUCCUGAAUCACUCCCAGGAGAAGAGAGAGGGAAAGGAAGAAGAACAAACAAGUAGCAGGCGGCAACCGGCGCAAAUCCUGCAGACAGAACAUGGUGAAACAUGAAAUCAUCAUCAAAUUCAUGUCUUCCCUCCUCUUCUCCUUGUUCUUCUUCUUCUUAUUAUCCUCCCUUCCACUCUCCGCCGUCUCCCAACUGUCACCAGCUCAGACAGCAGCCGUCAUCGACAUCGCCGGGAAGCUCACGAACAACUCCGCCGCCGUCCCCUGGAGCCCUUCCAGGCAGCCUAAUCCUUGUUCAUGGCGAGGAGUGCUCUGUUCAGCCGAUAAUUCGUCCAUAACAGCUCUUUCCCUAUCUGGGUUUGGUCUCUCUACCUCUGAUUUCUUACUCGAUGUCUGCAAGAUUGAAUCUUUACUCUCCCUCGAUGUUUCCAACAACCAUUUGAGCUCAAUCCCUGAUGGGUUCAUCGCCGGUUGUAGCGGGAUGGAUGGGUUGAAAUUUUUGAAUUUCAGCAGAAAUCAGUUAGUGGGUUCUUUGCCGGUUCUCAAAGGGUUUAUAGGGUUGGAAACUCUGGAUUUGUCUUUCAAUUCAUUAUCUGGGAAUGUUAGUUUUCAGCUGGAUGAAUUGCAAUCCCUGAAAAGCUUGAAUCUUAGUUGGAAUGAGUUCAGUGGUUUGAUUCCUGGGAGAAUCGGGAAUUCAACUGGAUUAGAGGAGCUUGUUCUUUCUGUGAACAAAUUCAUUGGAGGAAUCCCUAGGGAAAUUGGGGAUUACAGGAACUUGAGCUUGAUUGAUCUCAGUGUCAAUCAUCUCUCGGGUUCUGUUCCUACCGAAAUCGGAUCCCUCACCAGGCUGAAGGUUCUGAUUCUGUCAGCCAAUCAGUUGAGUGGAGCAAUCCCACCAUCAGUUUCGAGCAUUCCAGCAUUGGAGAGGUUUGCUGCAAAUCAAAACCAGUUUGAUGGCAGCAUUCCAAUGGGGCUAACAAACUUUCUUAGGCUACUAGACCUCAGCUACAACAACUUAACUGGUCCAAUUCCAGAUGAUUUGUUAGCACAGCCAAGGUUGACGACUGUCGAUCUCUCUUACAACUCGUUGAAUGGUGCAAUCCCUGCGAACUUAUCUUCGUCCUUGUUUCGCCUGAGGCUGGGGAGCAAUGCGCUGAAUGGAAACAUUCCUGCCUCAUUUGCUUCACUUAAGAGUCUGACAUAUUUGGAGCUGGACAAUAACAGCUUGAGUAAUGUAGUUCCUGGUGAACUGGGUUCUUGCCGGAAGUUGGCCUUGUUGAAUUUGGCUGAGAAUGCGUUGACUGGUUUCCUCCCUGAAUCAGUUGGAAAUCUUGUCAAUCUCCAAGUUCUGAAGCUUCAAACCAACCGUCUGAUCGGUCUCAUCCCGGAAGAAAUCACCCAGUUAUUGAAUUUGUCAAUCCUCAACAUCAGCUGGAACUCACUGAAUGGUUCAAUACCUCCUUCAUUGUCAAACUUGCAAAAGCUUACUCACUUAACUUUGCAAGGCAACCAUCUCAGUGGAAGCAUACCAGUCACAAUCAGCAAAAUGAACUCUCUAAUCGAGCUCCAGCUUGGUCAGAACCAGCUGACCGGUUUAAUCCCACAAAUGCCAGUCAAAUUGCAGAUUGCUUUGAAUCUCAGCAGUAACCAUCUCGAUGGCCAUAUCCCAAACAGUCUAGCACAACUACGAGACUUGGAAGUUCUCGAUCUCUCAAACAACAACCUCUCUGGAGAGAUUCCGGAUUCCCUCGUCCGAUUAUCUUCCUUAAUCCAACUCUCACUCUCGAACAACAACUUGUCUGGAACUGUUCCACCUUUCAGAAGCUUUGUAGCUCUUAACACAACUGGAAAUGAUGAACUCGUGUUCCCUCCCGCGAAACAAACCCCACCGCCUCCUCAGAAAAGGAAGAGGUCAGUAGCCAUGGGAGUCAUUCUUGCUGCUGUAUCUGCAGUUCUAGCUGUUGCUGUGGUCGCCAUCGCUGUUCUCUUGUUCUCGAGACGUGUUCUCAAAGUUAACAACGAUCAGCAAUCCGAGCCAGGGGAAAAUGAUCAUUUCGUCGGACCACCUCAGCAUGUCAUCCAUGGCAACCUCCUGACAUCGAGUGGAAUGCACAAAUCAAGCAUCGACUUCUUCAAAGCAAUGGACGUGGUUGCCAACCCUGCAAACAUCGUGCUCAGGACGAGAUUCUGCACUUACUAUAAGGCCAUCAUGCCUUCAGGAGCAAUCUACUUGGUCAAGAAGCUCAACUUGAGUGAGAAGAUUUUUCAGACGAAUGGUCACGAUAAGUUCACUGAGGAAUUGGAGGUGUUGGGUAGGUUGAGCAAUUCAAAUGUGAUGACACCAUUGGCGUAUGUGUUGACAGAGGACAGUGCUUAUCUGUUCUAUGAGAACUUCAAUCAGGGUUGUCUUUUUGACCUUCUUCAUAAGGUCGACAAAGAGAAGAUGGUUGUUGAUUGGCCUAGCCGGUAUAGUAUAGCUGUGGGAGUAGCUCAAGGAUUAGCUUCUCUCCAUGGAUGUAGUACUGGACCGAUUCUUCUGCUGGACCUUUCGAGCAGGAAUGUUCUGCUGAAGUCUAUGAAGGAGCCUGUUGUUGGAGAUAUUGAGCUGUGCAAGGUCAUUGAUCCUUCAAAGAGCACCGGCAGCCUUUCUAUGGUCGCUGGCUCUGUGGGUUACAUCCCUCCAGAGUAUGCUUACACGAUGAGGGUAACGAUGGCCGGAAAUGUCUACAGCUUUGGAGUGAUCCUGCUCGAACUGGUUACAGGGAAACCAGCAGUGAGUGAUGGGAUCGAAUUGGCCAAGUGGGCUGCCAGCAACUCGAAGAAUCAAGACAGGUGGGACGGGAUCAUUGACGGUAACAUCAUCAGCAGAGGCUCACUUGCUAUGAGGAGCCAAAUGCUUUCUGUUCUUAAGGUUGCUCUCAGUUGCGUCAGUACCUCGCCAGAGACAAGACCGAAGAUGAAGAGCGUGUUGCGUAUGAUCCUUAACGCCCGGUGAGAGUGCCCCUCUUCAUCUGAUACCACGAGACUAGACGUUCGAAGAUCACAGCUUUAUGUACAGGUAAAGAAGCUGCAUUGGUGUUUGUGUACACUAUUUGCUCCUGUUCUACAGGUAUUAUUACGAAGUGUUAUACCAAUUUUGUUGUCGUGCAAUGUAGUAUUUGUAUUAGAGCUUCUGUUGAUCAUAGGUAAAGUCUAUGAAGCGAUCUGUUGAGGAUCAUUCUUGAAGGUUAUAGUGAAAAGGGGGAAAUGGAGAAUGCACACAUAUGCAUUAUCAUAUCAAGAGUUCCAUCUUCUCUGCAUAAAAUACUACUAUACUAGGGCAGGAAAUGAAUCAUGAAUGUAUAACUUCUUGAAGACAUAGCUAGUAAUAAAGGGUCAUUAUUCACUUACUGUGACGAAAAUUCGUUCAGCAUCUUCCAAUCAAUCUUCACAUAAUAAUCCUACCUUGUCUUCGCAUAGAAACUGUUCGACAAAAUGGCACGACAAGUAUCCUUCGCCCUUCGCAUUAGCGAUGUCUUCCUUCCCCCUGCCAAAGAAACCAUGGAUGGAACAUAAGCUACACGCUCCAAGAGCAUUCGAUGCCACUUAUGAUCAACAACCCCGUUGUCCAUGUCUAUGUCAACCCUAUCCUUCCGGCAGUUGGACCACCGGACGAAGAACUUGCCAUGCUCCAAAACCCCUGCAUCAGGAACCUGAUCUCCAGCUUCAACAUUGUACAGCCUAAUCCAAGCACAUUCCUUCCUCUCGAGCGCCACGUAGUCCAGCGCCACCCAAACCUCCAAGAAGAUGCCGGAUGUCGUCCUUGUUCUGUUUCCAGAGCAAACCGCGACCAAGCACGACGACGACCACGACCCGCCUUUCGCAAUGUGAAACGAAUGUCUAGUACUAUACGGGAUUGUUGUUGUUGUUGAUGAUGAUGAUUUCUCGCGCUGCUGUUUUACUGGCGGCUUCGGCAGGCGCAGGACCGUGAACGCUUCCCUGCUCAUGUUGAAGGUAGUGAGCUCAAGGUGUUCAGGACCAAUUAGACGAAUCCAGUGGCAAUUCGACAAUUUGGGAGCUCGAGAGGACACCAGGCCGACUCUGUCGCCGCCGGGGACCGGCGACGACGGCCCGUAAUUGCGGAGGCGCCUCCACGAGUUUUUUCCCCUCAGGCUGUAGACGUAAAUCUCCUGGGGCGAUUUUGCAUCCCAGGGCCAGAUCCAAACGAUUACCUUGUAGUCCCCUGUUUCCGGGUCGAACCCGAACCCGAAUUCUCGCCCGCAAGCGGCGAGAUUGGGGAGGGAGGAGGGGAUUGGCUUCAACGGCUUCGCUUCCGAUGUGGUGGGGUUCCAGAGGAUGAUUUCCCACUUGUUGAAGCGGUCGGCGAUGCAGAAUAUCCCGCCGGAGCAGCAGGCGACGAAAGGGAGGAGCAGAGUAUCCGACCCGGGGAGGUGACCCGAGGAUACGGGUCGGAGCGUGGCGUGGGAGUGGAUGGAGUACCAAAGUCGCCCGGCGUGGGGGUGGGAUAGAACAUGAGCCUCCUCCUCCUCCUCGCCGCCGUCGGAGAAGAGGAUCUUGGCGAUGAAUUCGGUGUCGUCGGAGAGGAGGCGGCGCCACGAUUUGCUGACGCAGCGGAAUCGGGCGAUGGAGGCAGGGGUCGGCAGCCUGGACAGGAUCUCCGUCUGUAGCUCCUCCGGUAGGCAGCGGUCGGCGUGGCGGCGGGGUACGGGGCUUCUUUUUCCGGCCGCAGACAUCGUCUUAAUUAGAGGAAAUCUCAUGAUCAGAGAUCGGCUAGGUUUUUUGAUCGGCGAUCGGAAGUUCAAAUUGCUCGCUUUAAUGUAACACUUCCUUUCAGAACUAGGUAUCUAGGGUUUGAUUAUUAUUACGUAGUGAGGUCC